UUAGGCAUUGAAAAUAAACAGUAGGACACGCCCUAGAAAGGGCACUCACGCGGGACACGCCCCUCCAGUGGGCGGGCGUGCUGUACGAGGAGGUGGCACGUGGAGGAAGUACAUUGCUGUAGAUGCAGGUGAGAAGUUUAGAGCUCACCUGGCAGAGGUUUUCUUUUCCUGACUGCUGAUUGGCUGCCAUAGACAAUGAAUGAAUGAAAAAACGUAUAUAGCGCGGCGCAUGCGAACUGAAUCGCCUUCUCACAGUAUCUUUCUGCACCCUUCCCAUGUAGGAGAGCGCUAUGUACCAUCCCCCGGCGGAGGCCAUCUUGUGUCAGGUGACCGCGCCAUGUCUUGGUGCGCGGCAGGACGGGUCCGGCGGACGGGGAGGAUGUUUCCGGCUCCUCUGUUCCUGCAGUGCAGGAGGCUGGCGGCCGGAGGGCGGGCGAGCGACGAUCUCCUGGAGUUGUGCCGGCGAAGGUGCUUCCUCUUAGGGGAGAAGGCGACUCCGGCCUCCGUUCUAGGAGGACGUCACAGCCUGGGGCCCCUGGGAGCCCAAAUGAAAAGGAACUUGGUAAAGGAAUGGUGGGACGCCACGGUGCUGCACCCGGAGCAGGUUCUGCCCAUUGACUCUUUGUGUCGCCUACCGGGAACGUCCAACCCCUCGCCCAGACCACUCCCCAAGGCCCGUCUGGACCGCCUCCAAAACCAAAGUCCAACCCAGGAGGAGCUGGAAAAGAUGGCCGAUCUUCGCCAAGAUCUCCUAUAUGGUGCCUUGUAUUAUUACCCCUCCUGUUUGGAGCUGCUGAACAGGAAGUUGCCCUUUGGUAUCGCAGAGGUGGGGAGAUGUUUUCACCCAAUCUCAGACGAGGAGGACCCCGACACCUGCAGGGCGGGGGAGGGGACGGCGGCGUCUCUGGUCUGGUUCAGCUCCGCCAAGACUUGCGCUCAGUGGCGGGACUACUGGCUGCGGCAGCGGCUGCUGUGGUGGAGGAAGUUUGCUCAGGUACCCUCCAGAUUCAGCAUCGGCGACCACCCUGACGAAGACGGGACGAAAACGACCCUCAUACAGUACGACUUCCCCUGGGGCAAGGAGCCAAUCGAACGCCUCGGCAGCCUGGAUGACUCCGCCCUCGCCCAGAUGCACCAUGGGCCCAUCGCUGAUCUUCACGGCCGGGACGGCAGGAAGUCCGCCAUUCCCCACGUGGUCUGGAUGAGCAGCGACGUAGGAGGAGGUCUGUUGGCCUAUCUGUGCGACGCCCUGCAGGUGACGGAGAGCGCGGCGCCCCGGGGGAAGGAGCAGCGGCGGACGGUGCUGAAGAUUCACCCGUCGCUCGCCCCGGUCACGUUGGCCGUAGACUUGGGGAAAGGCCCGGCCGCCGACCUGCGACUGGUGUGCCAGGGUCUGUGUACCGAGCUGCGGGGGAGGGGGAUCUCCGUCUGGCCGGGGUACCUGGAAACGUUACACACUCCUAUGGAGCAGCUGUUCACCAGGUACGAUGAGAUGGGCGUCCUCUUCACCGCGCUGGUCAGUGAUGUCACGCUGGAGAGCGGGCUGCUUCAGCUGCGCAGCCGAGACACCACCAUCAAAGAGACCGUCCAUGUCUCCAAGCUCGGCGCCUUCCUGACGCAGCACAUGACCGCCGAGGCUAAACGCUGACCAAUAAAAAGCUUUCCUUUUGUUUUA
This is a messenger RNA of Rana temporaria (common frog), 1675 nucleotides long. It is a transcript of the gene POLG2, whose product is annotated as DNA polymerase gamma 2, accessory subunit. NCBI's taxonomy places the organism in Eukaryota, Metazoa, Chordata, Amphibia, Anura, Ranidae. The transcript is spliced from 9 exons. The coding region runs from base 200 to 1648 and encodes 482 amino acids. Gene Ontology annotation, biological process: mitochondrial DNA replication. Gene Ontology annotation, cellular component: mitochondrion; cytoplasm. The record is from RefSeq and is a predicted model, not a curated record.